This is a messenger RNA of Nicotiana tabacum (common tobacco), 949 nucleotides long. Its product is annotated as dehydration-responsive element-binding protein 1D. Gene Ontology annotation, biological process: regulation of DNA-templated transcription. The record is from RefSeq and is a predicted model, not a curated record. Lineage: Eukaryota; Viridiplantae; Streptophyta; Magnoliopsida; Solanales; Solanaceae. Gene Ontology annotation, molecular function: DNA binding; DNA-binding transcription factor activity.
ACACAACCAACAAAUUCAACAACGUACUCUAAAGCCAUAUAUAGCACUUCGCUCACUAUACAAAGUUUGACUAUCAUCGACUAUUAUAACAAUCGCGACUAUUUCAAGAAAACCAACGAUGACUAAUAUUAACUCGAUUUCGUGCUCGUUGGAUUCCAAUCACUCGCAAGAAACAUCAUCAUCUUCGUCUGAAAGAUCAUCAUCAGCACCCGACGAAGGAAUUAUCCUAUUAGCUUCGAGUCGACCCAAGAAACGAGCAGGGAGAAAGAAGUUCAAGGAAACUCGCCACCCGAUUUAUAGGGGAGUGAGGAGGAGGAACAAUAACAAGUGGGUUUGCGAGCUACGCGAGCCUAGUAAGCAGAAAAGAAUAUGGUUAGGAACUUAUCCUACACCAGAAAUGGCGGCUCGAGCUCAUGAUGUAGCUGCAUUAGCACUUAGAGGUAAUUCCGCUACUCUAAACUUCGCUGACUCCCUUUGGAGGUUGCCAGUGAUAGUAUCAAAGGAUCCUAAGGACUUACGCCAGGCUGCUGUAAAAGCAGCCGAGGCGUUUCGUCAGGAUCCUGAGUUAGUUAGGGUCGACUAUAUGAACGAAGAAGUUAAUUCAAAUGAGGAAGUAAAGUGCCAAGAGAAUUUUGUUAAUGGAAAUGGCAAUGAUAUGGGGGUUAAGGAAGUGAAAAUGAAGAAUAUGGAGAUAGAAAAUAUUUUUUGUUCUAAUUGGGGAGAAAAUAGUGAAGAAUCAUGGCAAGAAAAGAUGGCAGAGGGGCUUUUGUUUUCACCAACUCCUCGUUUAGGUAAUUGUUUCAGUUGGGAUGACGUGGAGAUUAGUGACGUUGAAGUGUCUUUGUGGAAUUAUAAUAUUUGAUUGAUGUGCAGUUAGAGGCUCAUUCAAAAUUUAAACAUUAUUAGUUUCAACUCGAAAUUUUACCACAAUAAUAUAAUUGACUUACUA